AUGAGCGUCGAGUGCCCUAUAUGUGGGAUUAAGACGAGCGAAGCCGUGGUUAAUCUGCAUUUAGAUCGAGGAUGUCCUGAGACUAAAAAGGCCAAGAAGGAAGAGAGGCUAUCUCAGAGCUCUUCGCAGUCCGAAUCUGUGGAGGUUGUGUCGGCAUCACAGCCAGCACCCAAAUCGACGCGAUCGGAGCCGUUGGCUGAGCGAAUGCGGCCCAAAGAGCUAUCAGAAUACGUCGGGCAGACACAUCUGCUUGGCAGCCAAGGGGUCUUAACCCAGCUAUUGUUAAUGGACAGGUUGCCGAGUCUCAUUUUGUGGGGGCCGUCGGGGGUAGGCAAAACGACGUUUGCCCGUUUACUAGCCCAGGUCACUAAAGCACGGUUUAUUGAGUUAUCUGCUACAAAUGCUAGCGUCAACGACGUCAAGCGGGUUGUAGCUGAGGCACAGAACGACCAGAAACUAUUGAAGCGGAAAACUAUUCUAUUUCUCGACGAGGUUCACAGAUUCAAUCGGACCCAGCAGGACUCGUUGCUGCCUGGGAUUGAAAAAGGUGAUAUAAUUCUUGUUGGAGCCACCACAGAGAACCCAAGUUUCAAGCUUCAGGGAGCUCUACUUUCCCGGUGCCGGGUUUUCAUUCUGGAGCCAUUGACGCACGGAAACAUCGUGACACUUCUUGAACGAGCAAUAAAAGAGGAAAACAUUCCCGUGGAAACACAGGUUAUCAAUUAUAUUGCCGAGAGUGCGGGUGGUGAUGCCAGGGCUGCGUUGAGCAUGCUCGAGGUCGUGCUUGCACUGCCCGAUAAGACCAUGGCGGCCGUAAAGCCGGCUCUCCGGCACGCCAUGUUAUACGACCAAAAGGGCGACAUGCACUACGAUCUGAUUUCCGCGUUUCAUAAGUCUGUUCGGGGUUCGGAUGCAGACGCAGCGCUGUACUAUCUUGGGCGAAUGCUCGAAGCUGGAGAGGAUCCUCUAUAUGUGGCCCGACGCAUGGUGCGUAUAGCCAGCGAGGAUAUUGGGACAGCAGACGACACGUGCUUGCCCUUUGCAGUAUCUGCUUUCACUGCGGCACAGCAAUUGGGUAUGCCUGAGGCAGACGUGAUACUUGCUCACUGUGCGGUCAAACUGGCCCGUGCGGUCAAAUCUGUGGACGUGUACAAGGCAUACAAAAAGCUUGCUGCGCAAUUGCAUUCAGAUCCACAAAUGGCCGCGGCAUCUGUGCCGAUACACCUGCGCAACGCGCCCACAAAGCUCAUGGAGGACAUUGGCUACGGCAAAGAAUACAAGUACAACCCGGACUAUGAAGGAAACGUAAACCAGGAGUAUUUGCCAGAGCAAUUACCAGAACGCAAGUGGCUAGUUCGGCAGCACAGUCAAUAA
Wickerhamiella sorbophila is the source of this 1374-nucleotide messenger RNA. RefSeq names its product ATPase WRNIP1 C26H5.02c. Gene Ontology annotation, molecular function: ATP hydrolysis activity; ATP binding; DNA binding. Gene Ontology annotation, cellular component: nucleus. Gene Ontology annotation, biological process: DNA-templated DNA replication; regulation of DNA repair. The record is from RefSeq and is a predicted model, not a curated record. Lineage: Eukaryota; Fungi; Ascomycota; Dipodascomycetes; Dipodascales; Trichomonascaceae. The coding region runs from base 1 to 1374 and encodes 457 amino acids. The transcript is spliced from 2 exons.